Molecule: messenger RNA, 2928 nt
Organism: Acanthamoeba castellanii str. Neff
Lineage: Eukaryota; Discosea; Longamoebia; Acanthamoebidae
Product: EGFlike domain containing protein
Exons: 14
Coding region: 1-2928 (975 amino acids)
Source: RefSeq, a predicted model, not a curated record
AUGGCCCAGGCACAGCGGCUGGUGAUGCACAAGGUCUCGCAGUGGCGGGGCGACAUCACCACCGGCGCCGCGCCCGUGUGGUUCCUCCGCCUGGGCCUCGCCCAAUCCUACGAGGUCUUCAACAACGGCACCAGUGGGCUGAACAGGAUCGAGAGCACGGAGUUCUUCAACCUGAACGCGUCCAUCUACGAGGCAGGCGGCUUCACUCAGGGCGAGGUAUACAACUUCACCAUCGCGUGGGCGUGGGCGUCGGAGCCCGUCCUCUAUACCCAGGCCAUCAGCUGCGAUCAGGGCGUCCAGCUUACUCCCCUCCCGACGCCGUCUAACUCGCCCAUUCCCAGCGCCACUCCCUCGCCCACCAAGACUCCUACGCUCACCCCCAGCCCGACUGUGUCUCUGACACCCACCAACACCCCGACGCCCACCGGGACCCAGUCGCCUUCUCGCUCGCCCACCUCCACUCUGACGCCCACCCGCACUCCGACCCACUCCGACCGUCUCUCCCUCCCCCACUGGGACCCAGUCGCCUUCGCUUUCGCCCACUCGCAGUCCCACUGUGUCUCUGACACCCACCAACACUCCGACGCCCACCGGGACCCAGUCGCCAUCUCGCUCGCCCACCUCCACUCUGACGCCCACCCGCACUCCGACCGUCUCUCCCUCACCCACUGGGACUCGGUCGCCUUCGCUCUCGGCCACUCCCAGUUCCACUGUCUCGCUGACGCCUACCGGCACGGGGACGCCCUCUCUGUCGCCUUCUGGAACUCCCUCGCUCACAACCAGCGCGACCCCGUCGCCCUCAUCUACCGUCAGCCCGACGCCCUCGUCGCCCACCGGCAGCCGCACACCCUCCCUCACGCGGAUCGGGUCGCCCACAGCGUCGCCUGCAGGGUCGACCAGUUAGACUACUCGGUCACUCCGCUCAGCUUUACCUUCCAGGCCACGAGUGUCACCCUCAGCUUCAACUUCACUCUCAAGGGCUCCAUAGGGCAAUCGCCCAUCCUGCCCUGCGUAAUCAACCAGAUCUCCAUUGGUGAGCGAGUGUGUUCCCUCACGGCUUUGACGUGGGGCGCCGGACAACACUUUUCGUGCACCAUCUAUCCGCCGGAAGCUGCGCAGACCCUGGCCUAUCCGGUGCCCAUCGCGGUCCGCCUCAAUGACACCGUGGCCCUAGAGAACCGCCUGAUCGCGCCCACCCAGACCCGGUUCAACACGUUCACCUGGCUCAGGACACAGACGCGGAUGAGGGUCUCCAUCCCCAGCUUCAACGUGACCGCAUUCACCUUCGCUGCUCGGGCGCAACUAGCGACCUUUGUGGCGAACAUCCUCAGCGUGAACGAAAUGGAUCUGCGCAUCAGCAGCUGGUCAGUAACGGGCGUCACCAUUCAGCUGUGGGACUCGGCGUCCCUGUCGGUUGCGGAGCAAUCCCUCCGAUUGAUCGCCAACCGGCUCGAGCUCGUGGGGAUGACCGGACUCAACAUCACGGAGAUCGUCGAUCUGGGAUCUGGCUUCGACACGCUGUGCGAUCCCACGUGCUUGAACGACGGCCAGUGUCGAAAUGCGUCGGGGUUGGCCUACUGCGAGUGCGCGACCGGCUAUUACGGCUCCGACUGCUCGAGCAUGCGGGUACCGGAGGGCGGAACACCGCCGGAUCGUGGCUACAUCGCCAACGCCGCCGACACCCCCAACAUGGCAAUGUCGGCAGCGUCGGGCAACACCAGGUACUGCGGGAUGGAGUGGGAGGCGGUCAGGGCUCUCACUAAUGCUUGGGUGGCGGCGGCGGCGGUGGAAUGCAGCAUGACGAUGGCGAUGUCAUGGACCAAUUUCGGCACCACUGCGGGACAGAGAUAUGACCUGGACACAACGCGCCUCUCUCAGAGCCUCGAAUCCACCACCACCGACGACGGAGAGACUAUCAUCAGCUUCCAGUCGCGGUUCAACGACGGAGAAACCACCGCGUCCACCACGUUCAGCGUCUCCAACUCCUCGCGUCAGGUGACAUUCGCUGGGCAGACGCUGACGAUCCCUGCCGGCGCAGUCAAGAACGGCCUCGAGUUCAUCGGCCCACCGCCGUUCACCGUCGUGCCCGACGAGAACAUUGUGCUCGAGCUGGCACUCGACCUGGGCACCGAGUCGGUCGUCAGCACGUCCGACCCGGUCAGGAGUGACUCCAAUGACCACUUGUUCACGAUCACGAUGGUCUUGAGCAAUGGGUUCAAUGUGGACCUGCGGUACCUCGACCAAGCCAUCCUCGACGACGAGAUCGUCGAGGUCACGGUCACCUUUAGCUCCUCCACAAAGGCGUUGAGCAUCACGACCGCCCCGUGGGAGUCCACUUGGGUCUACGAUCCCGACUUCAACGUGCUCUUCGGCACGACCGAGACCGAGAGCGGGAGUAGCGACGACUUCCCGCUCGGCAUCGUGGCCGGCGCGGCUGUUGGCGGGCUGGUGCUUGUGGUGCUGGGCACCCUCUGGUAUGUGCGCGCGAGGCGCAACAAACGGGACACCCAGCCGACGCUGGCUUCGAUCAACUUUGCCUCGUCCGAUGUGAGCACCGACGUACUCAGCAAGUGCUCGAGCUCCUCCGUCCUACCGCCGAUCAGCAGCGCCAAGAAGCGGCGCGAGAUGGACCGGAGCGAGACCUUUGCCCGCAACAAGCAGUCGGUGUGGGAGGACCUGAUCGACGCCGACCCUCUACCCAGCCCCACCCCGGCCGACCUGGAAGAAGACGAGAACUCUGUGGAGAUGAGGGAGCAGCCGCGGCCUGAGGCGACGACCCCCAUAGGGCGCCGCUAUCCCACCUACGACCUGCACAACAACACGAUUUACCGGGGCGGACCGGCCAUCGAGAAGUCGACGGACAACCCCGUGUUCGAACAGAGCAGCCCGCCCAGCAUCCUGGGCGACGAUUCCACCGAGUCUGCUUGA